This is a messenger RNA of Camelus dromedarius (Arabian camel), 5115 nucleotides long. RefSeq names its product myosin XIX (gene MYO19). Gene Ontology annotation, molecular function: actin filament binding; ATP binding; microfilament motor activity. The record is from RefSeq and is a predicted model, not a curated record. Gene Ontology annotation, cellular component: cytoplasm; actin cytoskeleton; vesicle. The transcript is spliced from 25 exons. The coding region runs from base 593 to 3763 and encodes 1056 amino acids. Gene Ontology annotation, biological process: actin filament organization; vesicle transport along actin filament. Lineage: Eukaryota; Metazoa; Chordata; Mammalia; Artiodactyla; Camelidae.
GGGGAGGAGCCGGCGGGCUCCUGGCCAUGUGGUCAGGGCCGCAGCCGGCGGGUGUGCUCCGCAAUUCUCGGCUUUCUCUCCUCCGGGGCUGGCCCACGCCCUUCCCUCCGCCCUCUUCUCCCGGGCUCUUCCCGCCGCCUCACCCGGCUCGCCCGUCUGCCUUUCCAGUCGGGCCCGGCGGGGGCCGCACGCUUGGCGGCUCAAGCCGUGGGACCGGUGAGUGCCACCUCCAGCCAGGUCCGAAGCCCUUCACGAGCACGAAGGAGCCGGAGAGGCCGCCCACAGUAGUUAUACCCUUCACACCCUUUCCAGAAAUUCUUGGCUUGUAACCGCGAAGCCGACAGGGAGCAAGAGCUAGGAGACUGGAGAAAACUGCUCUAAUGAGUUGAUUCUGGCUGGAAGUGGACCCUGCAUCGUAAUAAACCAACAUUUGCAAAGCGCUCUCAGAGGCUCUUGGGUGAUUUGUCUCAGAGAUUCCUUGAGAACUGAGCCCUUUGCUGGACCCAUGCCCGAGCCUGUGCCCCCAUGACCAGGUGGAUAGCAGCUCCUGGUGCCUGCAACCCAGAACCCUGGCUGACCACAUUGAAGCAGGAUGCUCCAGCAGGUUAAUGGCCACAGUUCAGGCUCUGAUGCCCAAGGCAGGGAAUCCCUCAGAGAAGACCUGCAGGAGUUCCUUGGUGGGGAGGUCCCGCUGCACCAGCUGGAUGACCUCACCAAGGUGAAUCCUGUGACGCUGGAGACAGUCCUGAGGUGUCUGCAGGCCCGGUACACAGCUGACACGUUCUACACCAAUGCUGGCUGCACCCUGGUGGCUCUGAACCCCUUCAAGCCCGUCCCUCAGCUCUACUCGCCAGAGCUGAUGAGAGAGUACCACGCUGCUCCUCAGCCCCAGAAACUGAAGCCCCACAUCUUCACGGUGGGUGAACAGACCUACAGGAAUGUCAGGAGCCUGAUUGAGCCAGUCAACCAGUCUAUUGUCGUCAGUGGAGAGAGCGGUGCUGGGAAGACAUGGACGUCCCGCUGCCUGAUGAAGUUCUAUGCUGUGGUGGCCGCCUCGCCGACAUCCUGGGAGAGCCACAAGAUUGCAGAGAGGAUCGAACAGCGAAUCUUGAACUCCAACCCUGUCAUGGAAGCUUUUGGGAAUGCGUGCACACUGAGGAACAACAACAGUAGCCGCUUUGGGAAGUUCAUCCAACUCCAGCUGAACAGCCUGCUUGUGCCCAGGGACCACCAGAUGACUGGAGCUGCAAUUCAGACCUACCUCCUAGAGAAAACUCGAGUGGCCUGCCAGGACUCCACUGAGAGGAACUUCCACAUCUUCUAUCAGAUCUGCAAAGGAGCCAGUGCGGAUGAGAGGCUCCAGUGGCACCUCCCCGAGGGAGCCGCCUUCUCCUGGCUGCCCAACCCAGAGAGGACCUUGGAAGAGGAUUGUUUCGAAGUGACCAGGGAGGCCAUGCUUCAUUUGGGCAUCGAUGCCCCCACCCAGAACAACAUCUUUCAGGCCCUAGCUGGACUGCUGCACCUCGGCAACAUCCGGUUUGCUGACUCCGGGGAUGAGGCCCAGCCCUGCCGGCCGAUGGAUGAUGGCGCUGUCAGGACAUCGGCCUUGCUGCUGCGGCUCCCAGAAGACCCACUGCUGGAGACACUGCGGAUUCGAACCAUCAGGGCAGGCAGGCAGCAGCAGGUGUUCCGGAAGCCCUGCUCCCAGGCCGAAUGUGACACCCGCAGAGACUGUCUGGCCAAACUAGUCUAUGCACGGCUGUUUGACUGGCUGGUGUCGGUGAUCAACAGCAGCGUCUGUGCAGACCCCGCCUCCUGGACCACUUUUAUAGGCCUGCUGGAUGUUUACGGCUUUGAGUCGUUUCCCCACAACAGCCUGGAACAGUUGUGUAUCAACUACGCCAACGAGAAGCUGCAGCAGCACUUCGUGGCUCACUACCUCAGGGCUCAGCAGGAGGAAUACGCAGUCGAGGGCCUGGAGUGGUCAUUUGUCAACUACCAGGAUAACCAGACCUGUCUGGAUCUCAUCGAGGGGAGCCCCAUCAGCAUCUGCUCCCUCAUAAAUGAGGAGUGCCGCCUCAAUCGGCCAAGCAGCGCAGCUCAGCUCCAGACACGCAUUGAAAGCGCCCUGGCCGGCAGCCCCUGCCUGGGCCACAACAAGCUCAGCCCAGAGCCCAGCUUCAUCGUGCUGCAUUACGCGGGGUCUGUGCGGUACCACACCGCGGGCCUGGUGGAGAAGAACAAGGACCCCAUUCCCCCUGAGCUGACCAGGCUCCUGCAGCAAUCCCAGGACCCCCUGCUCAAGGUGCUGUUUCCUGCCGACCCUGAAGAGAAGUCCCAGGAGGAGCCUUCUGGCCAGAGCAGGGCCCCAGUGUUGACCGUGGUGUCCAAGUUCAAGGCCUCCCUGGAGCAGCUCCUGCAGGUCCUGCAGGCCACCACGCCCCACUACAUUCGCUGCAUCAAGCCCAACAGCCAGGGCCGGGCGCAGGCGCUCCACCGGGAGGAGGUCCUGAACCAGCUGGAGGCCUGUGGCCUCGUGGAGACCAUCCAUAUCAGUGCCGCCGGCUUCCCCAUCCGGGUCUCUCACCGGACCUUCGUGGAGCGGUAUGCGUCGCUGAGAAGGCUCCAUCCUCGUGCACCCCCCGACCCCCACAGCCCAUCUCCAGAUGAAGGGCACUCAGAAGGGUCUCCACAUGCUGAGCAGGCCACACUGCGAGCCCUCCUCCAGGACAUCCUCCACACUCUGCCAGCUCUGGAAGCAGCCACACCAGCUGCCCCAGCGGGGGCCACACCAGCGCCGGUGCACUGUGGCAGGACCAAGGUGUUCAUGACUGACGCCACGCUGGAGCUUCUGGAACGUGGGCGCGCCCAGGUGCUGGAGCAGUGUGCCCGCUGCAUCCAGGCGGGAUGGAGGCGACACCGGCGCCGUGAGCAGGAGAGGCGGAGGCGGGCCGCCGUGUGCAUCCAGGCAGCCAUUCGUUCCUGGCUGACUCGGAAGCACAUCCAGAGGCUGCACGCGGCCGCCACGGUCAUCAAGCGCGCGUGGCGGCGGUGGGGAAUCAGAAUGGCCUUCCUUGCUUCUAAAGAACUGGAUGGUGUGGAAGAAAAACACUCAUCUCAAGCUCCUCGUUCCCCAAGCUCCUUCCCACCGCCCCUGGCACAGACCAAGCUCCUGCGGGCAGUAACCCACCUCUGGCCCCUGGGACUGGUCCUGGCCAACGCGGCUGUGGGUGUUCAUGGCUUUCCGAGGAAACUGGUGGUCUUUGCCUGCCUCCAGCUCCCUGUGGGCAGCCCCAGUGGCUACACUGUGCAGGCGCAGACAGCACAAGAACAAGCUGGUAUCAUGUCCAUCCGAGCACUGCCUCAGGUAAGCCGUGUGACGGGACAACGUCCUGCCACGACAGCUCCGGGUCCCUCACACCCCACUGUGGAGGGGUGGGGGGCAAAGCCUGCGAGUCCACAGCAGGAGCAGGACCGAGGCUGGGACAAGAGCCGUCCUAACCCUGCUGGCGAAACCAGAAGCCUGUGCCUCCCUGAUGGCUGCAGGUUGGACUGUUCCCAGCAUUACGACCAGGAGUUUCCCAGAGCCCUUUCACUUUUUAAAACUGCUUCUAUGUGUCUUAGUAUCACCUCUGUACCUUUACGUCAGUCCCACUUUCAAAAAAUUGGGGUUGUGAUGACAGCUUAUUUCCCUCCAAUGGCAGUGGAUUUGGUAUCAUGUUUUCCUCAAGUUAUAUUCCUUGGUUUAUCCUCUUCCAGCUGAGGAGAUGACAAGCAGGUGAGUCAGUGGUCUGAGUGCUGUGUUUUUAGGUUAUGGGCCACCAGGAAAAAGAGCCAGCCAGCACAGAAAAUGGGCUAAUACUCAAUCAACCUACUACAUGGGGCCACAGCAAGGAUUAAGUGACACUGGCAAGCCAGAAGGAAGGAAAUGUUGGAUUUCCUACGAGAGUGAUUCCUAUAGGACAUAAUCUGGAUGAAAUUUCCAAGACCACACACAGGCCAGCCAGAGCGUAAACAGAAGUGUAAUCUUUCAUCUUUCCAGCUCUGAGCCUUCAUAAGAAUAUGACAGGCGAUACUCCUAAUAGGGGAGCGAUCCCUCCUAGUGUCUCCUCAUCUGUCUGAGUGGGUGUGGAACUUUACAUUUUAAUACUGCUUUGGGCUCUGCCACUGUUUAAGAGUAAGGAGAAAAAACACUUAGUAACUCAAUCCUGCUACCGCUGUGACUCUCCCCAGUACCUAUGUGUCCCCACUCCCUACAUUUCUAGCAUUUGCUCUGGGAGGUACCUUUGGCCCUGGCACCCGUGGGAGCCGGGGUUAAGCUGCAUCUCUCUCCCCAGGGCUCGAUAAAGUUUCACUGCAGGAAGUCUCCACUACGCUAUGCUGAUAUCUGCCCUGAACCGCUGCCCAACAGUGCUACUGGCUUUAAUCAGAUCUUGCUGGAAAGACACAGGCUGGGCCACGUGUGAUCUCGUCUCACCUUCAUCCUCACCUGGCUGCGCCAUCCUUGGUGCCUUUGUUCCUGCAAGGCCUUUUCCUGCCAGCUGCCUUGCCAAAGACAUUUAAUCCACACACGGCUGCCAAACGACUCCCACAGUGACCCUGAGCACCCGUGGGAGAGCAAUGGCUCCAGCCUGCAGGCCAGCGGCUGUGCCCGUGAGCCCGGGGCUCUGAUCUACACCUCAAGCCCGGACAAAUGUCAGGGUUGGUAGUUACCAAACCAGGAUUAAAAAACGUCAGGGCUACAGAGAACUUCAUUUUACUACCUUCAGAGAUCCAACUCCACGGUGCUGGCCAUCACUACAGUGGGUACCCCCUCCCUCAAACCCAGUAGGCAAAGUCAGCUUGAAAUCAGCUCUAAAAUUUUGGCUGGAGGAAAUUUUGCAUUUUAGUUCCUUUAAAAGGAACAAAACCUUAACUAUUUAAAUAUUUGUUGAUUUAUUUAAUGUAAUUUCAAGCAAUUAUAUGCAAUUACAUUAUGAAUCAAGAAGGACGAGCAAUGCAAUGUACCACAGAACCACCACAUCUUAAUUUUACUUAGAAACACUGAGCAAGUUUUAAUUCAAGUGGGUGUAAAACUUGUCUUAACUGUACCAAAAAUAAAACAUUUAAAAAUAA